Durio zibethinus is the source of this 1332-nucleotide messenger RNA. RefSeq names its product Low PSII Accumulation 3 (gene LPA3). Lineage: Eukaryota; Viridiplantae; Streptophyta; Magnoliopsida; Malvales; Malvaceae. The record is from RefSeq and is a predicted model, not a curated record.
ACAGUUUUUUUUAAUUGUGCUACAUGACACGUGGCUGAAGCUGGUUAUCGUCUCAAUUCUCAUCCAUUCCAGAGAAGUUCCGUCCUCUUUCUUCUUUGGGCAGCAGCAAAAGCAGGUCGACUCCAACGGCCAUGGCUUUCAUGGCCCUCUCUUUCUCUUCAACUCUCUACAUCUCUCCACCACGCCCCUCUCUCAUUGCUUUGCACCUUCCUCCUCACCAUUUUCCAACUCUCUCUCCAAAGCUGAGAAUUAGAAUCCAAUGCGCUACCAAAGACAACAAGGAAGCAACCCCGCCUACUGCAGCAUCAUCCAGGCAGAGCUUUGAUCGCAAGAAAGGAGUGGCACUUUACAAGCCUAAGUCAUACGAUGUUCUCGUAACUGAUGCCGCUAACUCUCUCGCUUUUGCUCUUCAAGAUGGCAAAACCCGCCUCGAGAUUGAUUUCCCGCCCUUGCCAAGCAACAUUUCUUCUUAUAAGGGAUCUUCAGAUGAGUUCAUUGAUGCCAACAUUCAACUUGCCUUGGCUGUUGUCAGGAAACUCCAACAGAAAAGCAAAACUCAAGCUUGCAUAGUAUUUCCUGAUAAGCCAGAAAAACGUAGGGCCUCUCAGCUUUUCAAAGCAGCUCUUGACUCGAUUGAUGGUAUAUCUAUAGGUUCCCUUGACGAUGUCCCUAGUGAUGCUGUUACCACAUUCUUCAAAUCUAUCAAGAAUACUCUGGAUUUUGAUUUCGAAGAUGAAAAUGAAGGUCGUUGGGAAUCCAAGGAGCCACCAACUCUUUAUAUAUUUAUUAAUUGUAGCACACGUGAACUUUCUGUUAUAGAGAAGUAUGUGGAGAAAUAUGCCCAGUCAACCCCAACACUUCUAUUCAAUCUUGAACUUGACACUUUGCGUGCUGAUUUGGGUCUUCUGGGGUUUCCUACCAAAGAUUUGCACUACCGAUUUCUUUCUCAAUUCAUCCCAGUGUUCUAUAUACGAAUUAGGGAGUACUCCAAGACGGUUGCAGUAGCACCUUUUGUCGUGAAUUACAAUGGAGCACUAUUUCGUCAAUAUCCUGGACCUUGGCAGGUGAUGCUUAAGCAAGCAGAUGGUUCUUAUGCUUGUGUUGCUGAGAGUGCAACACGCUUCACACUGGGAGAGACCAAGGAAGAACUGUUGAGGGUCCUUGGAUUGCAAGAGGAAGAAGGUAGCCAACUAGAGUUCCUUCGAAGAGGCUACAAGACUUCCACUUGGUGGGAAGAGGAUGUUGAAUUGGAAGUAUCAUCCGCAUGGCGUAGUUAGUAGCCAAAUGACAUUUAACCACAAUGACACAUCUCGUAUGUAGAUGGUGAAGUUU